This is a messenger RNA of Morus notabilis, 1956 nucleotides long. Its product is annotated as protein trichome birefringence-like 2. The record is from RefSeq and is a predicted model, not a curated record. Bases 195 to 1799 code for a protein of 534 amino acids. The transcript is spliced from 5 exons. NCBI's taxonomy places the organism in Eukaryota, Viridiplantae, Streptophyta, Magnoliopsida, Rosales, Moraceae. Gene Ontology annotation, cellular component: Golgi apparatus. Gene Ontology annotation, molecular function: O-acetyltransferase activity.
UUCUUUCCAACCUUUUCAUCCUCAGAGCGACACAGAGAAAUGGAAUACAACAUUUCACUCUCCAUUUUUAUGAUUCAUUGAAUACUCAUCCCACACUCUCCCAAAUCUCAAAGAUCUCCUCCUCACAUUCUCUCCAAAGAGAUUUUUAUUUUUAUUUUUUAUUUUAUUUUAAUGUUAAUGCAUUUUUUUCAGCCAUGGGCUUGAAGAAGAAACUGGCUUUUCCAGAGCAGUUUCUGUGGCUGAAAACGAAGGUACUUUCUGGGUUCGGUUUGGGAGUUGUAGUUUCUGUCCUUGCUCUCGCUGUGCUUUUGCUUAGCCACUUUCUAAAGGGUCCUUCUGUGCAAGGUUUCCAGAGUGUUACUGUGAAUAACUCUCACACUUCUUCUAAUGAAAAUGUAAAUGUUGAUGGGAAAGUUCCGGGUUUGGUGAAUACCCAGUUGUCGAAUUUCACCCAGGAGGUUAAAAAUGGAAGCUCUGUAGUUGAAGAGAAAACCCUUGAUGGGAAUGCAAGUUUUUCUGGCAAAGAAGGUGCGGUUAUUGAGAAAACUAUUGCCUCCACAUCUUUGAGUGACUAUGGAAAUGAGGAUAACAAUGGCGGGCAAAAGAAUAGUAGUUUGGGCAAUGUGUUUGAUAAGCAAGAAGAAAAGGCUAUUAUGGAGGCUAGUCGUGGAGGAAAUUGGACCGAGGAAAACAGUUUAAGUAUUGCCAAAGUUUCUACUAAUGAAUUUGGGAGAGUUCAGAAUGAUUCUUAUGAGGACUGUAAUAUAUUUGAUGGUAAUUGGGUUAGAGAUGAUUCGAAGCCUUAUUACCCUGGUGGUUCUUGUCCUUACAUUGAUAGGGAUUUUGAUUGUUACCUAAACCGGAGGCCGGAUGAUGGAUAUGUAAAGUGGAGAUGGCAGCCAUAUGGGUGUGAUAUCCCAAGUCUUAAUGCGACGGAUUUUCUGGAGAGACUGAGAGGAAAGAAGUUGGUGUUUGUGGGGGAUUCAUUGAACAGAAACAUGUGGGAAUCCUUGGUGUGUAUCCUCCGCCAUAGCGUCAAAAACAAGAAGAGAGUUUAUGAAAUCUCUGGAAAGACUGCAUUCAAGAAGAAAGGUUUUUAUGCAUUCAGAUUUGAGGACUACAAUUGCACAGUGGAUUUUGUUGGUUCUCCAUUUCUUGUUAGAGAAUCAUCAUUCACUAGGAAGAACGGAUCGUUCGAGACGCUGAGAAUAGAUUUGAUGGAUCGGACUACUUCAAUGUACCAUGAUGCCGAUAUCAUAGUCUUCAAUACAGGACACUGGUGGACACAUGAGAAAACAUCAAGAGGAGAAGAUUACUACCAAGAAGGCAACCAUGUGUAUCCAAGAUUGAAGGUGCUAGAAGCAUACAAGAGGGCACUUAAAACUUGGGCCAAAUGGGUUAAUAAGAACAUUGACACAGCUCGGACUAAAGUCUUCUUCAGAGGAUAUUCAGUUACCCAUUUCAAAGGAGGGCAAUGGAACUCAGGAGGACAAUGCCACAAGGAAACAGAGCCAAUUUUUAACAAGACUUACUUAGGAAAGUACACUUCAAAGAUGAGAGCUUUUGAUAAUGUGCUCAGAGAAAUGAAGACCCCAGUUAUAUAUCUCAACAUAAGCAGGCUUACAGAUUACAGGAAAGAUGGUCACCCAUCAAUUUACAGAAUGAUAUAUAAAUCAGAAGAAGAACAAAUGGCUGCUGUGACAUCUCAAGAUUGUAGCCAUUGGUGCUUGCCUGGAGUCCCGGAUACUUGGAACGAAUUGUUAUAUGCUUCUUUAUUAAAGGCCAAGUGGGGUUCUUAGGAAAAGUGAACCAAUUCCUAUACUAAUUAAACCACACGUCUUGAUGUAAAUUUCAAUUAUUUGAUUAUUCGGAUGAUGUGUAUAUCGCGAGCUUUUAAUUGGGAUUAGUGUCGUUUUAGCUCAGUUGGUGUUUAGUGGAUGCAUGAGUUGCUUUCAA